AUGAUUGAGCCAAUUUCUAUUCAUCUUUUAGAAGAAUAAAUUUGGGGCGAUAAGGGUAGUUAAUUGCUAAAUAAUUUAGGAUUGGUAUUAGCAAUUAAAUAAAUUGCUUAAAGUUUUAUAUGAAUUGAAACAAUAUCAAAGUGCUAUUGAAUGUUACAACAAAUCUAUCUCUAUUAAUCCUAAAUAUCGUUCUGCAUGGAAUUACAAGGGUAAAUUAAUUGUUAAAUAAUAAUAUUAGGUAAUGCAUUAGCAGAGUUAAAUUAAUAUCAUGAAGCAAUUGAAUGUUACAACGAAGCUAUUUCUAUUAAUCCUAAAUAUCAUUCUGCAUGGUAUAACAAGGGUAAUUAACUGUUGAAUAUUCAUUUAGGAGUGGCAUUAUAUGAAUUGAAACAAUAUCAAACAGCUAUUGAAUGUUACAACGAAGCCAUUUCUAUUAAUUCUAAAUAUGUUUCUGCAUGGAAUGGAAAGGGUAAUUAAUUGUUAAGUUAUAAUAAUUAGGUAUUACAUUAGCCAGUUUGAAUUAAUAUCAAGAAGCAAUUGAAUGUUACAACGAAGCUUUAUCUAUUAAUUCCAAAUAUAGUUCUGCAUGGCAUAACAAGGGUAAUUAAUUUUUGAAUAUUCAUUUAGGAGUGGCAUUAGCAUAUUUGAAUUAAUAUCAAGAAGCAAUUGAAUGUUACAACGAAGCUAUUUCUAUUAAUCCUAAAUAUGAUUCUGUCUGGUUUAACAAGGGUAGUUAAUUAUUAAAUAUUAUUAUUUAGGAUAGGCGUUAUUUGAUGAGAAAUAAUAUUAAGAGGCUAUUAAUUGUUACAACGAAGCAAUAUCUAUAAAUCCAAGAACUGAUGAUGCAUGGUUUUAAAAGGGUAAUAAAUUGUUUUAUAUUUAUAAAUAGGUUAAGCUUUAUACCAUUUAAAUCAAUAUCAAGAAGCAGUCGAAUGUUACACUGAAGCAAUAUCUAUUAACCCUAUAUCUGAUUAGGUAUAUGAAAGUAAAGGUAAAUUUUUUUUUAUUUAGGUUUAAUCCUACAUAAAUUAAAGAAAUAUAUUGAUGCACUCUCAAAUUUCGAAGAAGCCAUUAAAAUAAAAACUNAAAUAUUAUUUCAAAAUAGUGUUAUAAAGAUCUACUAGCUGAUUUUAUUCGGCAUUUAAAUAAUCAAGCAUUUGGAAAUGGUAUCAUAAUUCUUAUGA
This is a messenger RNA of Paramecium octaurelia, 1184 nucleotides long. The record is from the annotation of a GenBank genome assembly. Lineage: Eukaryota; Ciliophora; Oligohymenophorea; Peniculida; Parameciidae.